Daldinia caldariorum is the source of this 4056-nucleotide messenger RNA. RefSeq lists its product as uncharacterized. The record is from RefSeq and is a predicted model, not a curated record. The transcript has 2 exons. NCBI's taxonomy places the organism in Eukaryota, Fungi, Ascomycota, Sordariomycetes, Xylariales, Hypoxylaceae. The coding region runs from base 188 to 3715 and encodes 1175 amino acids.
UCGGCUGAAGGACGGGAGGUUGAAGGCAACGCAGCCAGCGUCGACUCGUCAGACCAUUUAAGAUAUAAAACAUAAAGGGCGUUUAGUAAUUAACGUCCAACCCGCGUCAACGCCCCUCCCCUCGAAACUACCUGCUAUCGCUCUACUUGCGCGCCUCUAUUAACACGGGCUACGGCCACUAUACGUGAUGAUGACUAGUCAGCGCGAUGGCACAACCUCUCGUCUUCGCCAGGCUCUUAAUCCAUUAAGAACCACAGCACUUGGAGGUUAUCAUAAUCAGCUAAACACGCCACAUUCUGCUGUCUCAAUUGCUUCACCACAUGCUUUCGCUGGGCUCCAAACACCAGCUAGUUCAAUACAGCCCUAUAAUCCUCAGGAAUGGGCGCCCACUUCUGCGGUGGGCCCUCCCCCGCCGUUAACACUAAACCCGCAAGUCCCGGCGCCACCUCCACCUUAUUCCCCUCCUCGGAGUCAGAGGCCAACCAAUACGGUCCAUGAGACGCCGCCAGCAAAUAUCUCCGCCGCGCGGAUUCCCGCUUCAAGUGUCCAUCGGCCUUCGCCGGAACCGCCAAAUAACCAAAGCUUUCCUCCACCACCGGGGUCAAAUGGACGUGGCGGCUCUCGAGAUAGGCGUUUUGGCUUAUCAUCAUUAACAAGACGGAGAGACCGAGGUACUCCGGAAUCUAUAUCACCUCCCGAUCCUCACCCUUCUAAUUCAUUAACUCGACCCCAAACCCUUACGAUUCAGGUUCCCAGUCCCCUCAACUCAGCAGAAAAUACACCACCUUCCAUACCCCCUAGUUCCCGCAGAGCAGCAUCGGCGAGUGCAGUUGAGACGCCAACGUCGGCUAGGUCUAGAUCUACAUCGCAAUCGAGAUGGGAGCCCGGAAUGCCCUUACCACCGCCUCCUCCAGGCCCUCCUCCAGCCCAGUCCAGAUCACAAAGUCUUAAUAGGACAAGUGAGCCUAUUGUUUCCCCUCCUACUAGAAGACCACCUCCCAACGGAGUGACUGCACUUGGCCCUGUCCCUCCGACCCCUGCUGACUGGGUAAGCGACGAGCAACAAGUACGCAGUAGAUCGCCCGAUCGAAUUGGGUUAACUAUUGAUACAGCUGCUGCCGCUGCAUCUAGCCCGCCGGCUGUCCCCGAUUCAGGCUCCGGAUCCAGCUCUGCCGGGCUAAACCGGACGGGUGCCGUUCGUGGUGAAAAGUCCUUACGCGAAAGACGAAAUGAGAGUCGGACUCGACAAAGAGCGGAGGAUGGAAUUCAACCUUUAUCUGACAUUAUAGUUCCUAAUGGGUCAAGUCUAUCCCGCAGAUUAUCAGUUCACAGGGGGACGCCUCGAAGCGGUGGUAAAACAAUCGCCGAUACGCCAAGAUCUGGAGAUGACGCCAACGUGGAUUCUAGAAAUUUAACUCCUCGUCCCUCUACCGCAUCACAUCCAGAGACACCGACGCCACCCUUUUCCCCACGUCCGCAAAAGGCGUAUCAGGUCGCAGAGCUGGGUCACCCGAUCGCCCCAAAAGCCCUCCCUACACCACCGCCACAGAGCCGAUCGGCCUCAAAUUCCUCUCAAGCACGACCAGAUAUACGUAGCUUAAUGAACGGCAACCUGUCUACUGAUUCAACUUAUCCCACAACUAAACAAGCCGUGGUUGGUCAGACUCCUGAGCAAUUCUGCCGAGGAAGCAUAGAGCGUUUCCAAGCCUUUGCCAAUCAGGAGGUAGCGGCGGAGUCAGAUGCUGAGCGGGUAAAAUUAUUUGCCGAUUUCAUAGUCCAUGAGUCUCGAUUACGUCGGGAGAGAUAUGCGUCAGCGAUCGGAGCUAUGGGGUCUGAGAUUUUCGACCUCACCCGGGACUUAUUCCGUCCCAUGAAGAUGCGCCGCGAUUCAACAAAUUCACAAUCAGGAGAAUGGACACCGCAGAUGUCGGAACCAAGAUCGCAACGGAACUCGAUGACGUCUGUUUUCCGCGAACAGGUGCAAUCCAACUCUGCACCACCGUCCGCAAAUUUACCGACCUCCAGCUCGCCUGCCAAUGGUCCCGUAAGUGGGAACUGGGCUUCGCAGUAUAUGCCGUCAUUAUCGCCUAUUCUCAGUAUGAGCGUUAGUGAACAGCUGGAUGGGUCGAGCUCACGGGGUCGACCGGCAAGUCGCUGGUGGGAAACGGAAUCCGGCGGUGGAGAGUCGAAUAGAAUGGAAAGGUCAAAACGCGAGUCAAAGUACAUGGGCGUGCCAAAAGAAGCGCGAGAAGCUCUGCAAUGGGAAGAUGAACCAAGUACCGCGGGAAGUCAUGCCGGGUCGAGCAAGCAUUAUUCGGAGAAUGAAUACCCCCCGGAAAAGGUUGGGUGGCACGAAUCAAAGGAGAUGAGUACGCCUCAGCCAUUUCGAAAUUCUCUCUUAUCUCUAGGGUCAUCCGCGCCGAACACUCCGAGUCCUUCGCAUCUGGAUGUAUCACGACUAGUAACGCUACCGCCGCCUUAUCCCCGACAUCACCCCGCAGUAAAUAAUAACCACCCAGAACUAUCGUCUACUCGAACAAGGGUGAGAUCUUUAAGCGAUAUGCAAGAGGUUCAGGCGACAAAGGAACGGUUUCUACACGACAGCCAGAGGAUACGUGAGGAAGCUGCUCAGGGAGCCUCUUCUAGACUAAAAUCACUGCGCGCGAAUCUGCACCAGGAAAUCAGCGCAGGCGACAUGUCAUAUGCUGAAGCAGCCGCAAUCGAGGCCGACACACAGGCAUCUGAAAAUGCCAAAGCCAAGGAGAUAGAAAAACAGGAGUUUGAUCGGUUCCAGAACGCCGUGGUCAUGCCACUUAAUGAACUACUCACGGGCCGUAUCGCACAAGCCACGUCACUCUUCGACGAAUUACGAUCGCGCCUCUUCGUCGAGACUCAGGCGCCCGAUCCCAAUAUGCCUCAGGAAGAAGGCGAUGAACAGCCAGAGCUCCUCGAGAAACUAACACUACUCAAAUGGAUUUUCGAGGCCCGUGAAAUGCUACAUCGCGAGAUAUAUGACUUACUAAGUAAUCGCAACGACCGCUAUAAGGAGAUGGUGCUUACCCCGUACCGACUAUCCGGCAACGAAGAGAAGCUCCACACGGCAGAAGCCUUCUUCAUGGAUGACGCUUAUAAGCGGAAGCGGGCGUUUGCGGGCGAGGUACUGCAGCGCACUUGCGAAUUCCGAGACGUGGUAGAGGAGAACGUGACGCGCGGCGUCGACAUGCAGCUCAACGCAUUCUGGGACCUAGCGCCGCCCCUACGACGGCUCCUGGAUAAGAUCCCGGCAUCGGUCGAUGGGCACUUCCACAUCCAGAUCCCACCCGCCGAGUACGACGAAAACCCGAGCUACCACCGACACCCGCUGCAGUACCUGUUCAGCCUGCUGCUCCACGCCGAGAAGAGCACGUACCAGUUCAUCGAGUCGCAGACGAACCUGCUGUGCCUGUUGCACGAAGUCAAGGAGGCGGUGAUGAGCGCGCGCGCCAGGGUGGGCGAGGCAGAGGGCCAAGACCUCCGCGUUAUCGAGGAGGAGCGUACUGCCGAGCAGACGAGGCUCACGGAUGAUCUAAAAGAAAAAGUGCGCGUCGUACAGGAGCAAUGGGAAAGCGCGCUCGGCGAAGCUAUGAAAGGGGUUAAGGAACGCGUGGGCGAGUGGCUCCUGUCGACGGGCGGAUGGGACGAGAGUCUCGAAGACGGAGGUGUUGGUGGCGUCUAAGCAGAAAAAAAAACCGCCCAUCCCCUUUUUUUCUUAUUUACGGUUCAGAGUUGUUUUCUUGAGACUAUAGACGUUGGAAAAAAAAACUUCCAAAACGAACAAAAAAGUUGCAAGGCGGGAGCGUCGGUGUAAUGAAAUGAAUCAUUUGCAGCCGAAUAUUAGCGCGCGCUUGCUUGCUUGCUUGCUUGUGUGAUACCCCCUUUUAGUUCAUGACGGAUAUGAUGAUUAUACGACACGGUUAUUUUUCUGUUUACCUAAGGUACCUCUCUUUGCGGUUCUCGGGCUGAGACGAUGGAAUCUAUUCGGGAUAUCUUAUCUUUAUUAGCCAGCCGGCCUAUAUA